Molecule: messenger RNA, 984 nt
Organism: Cantharellus anzutake
Lineage: Eukaryota; Fungi; Basidiomycota; Agaricomycetes; Cantharellales; Hydnaceae
Product: Pkinase-domain-containing protein
Exons: 5
Coding region: 1-984 (327 amino acids)
Biological process (GO): protein phosphorylation
Molecular function (GO): protein kinase activity; ATP binding
Source: RefSeq, a predicted model, not a curated record
AUGCCCCAUCGCGAUGUCGUGCCUGUAACGCAGAAGUAUCAGAAGCUGGAAUGUGUCGGCAAGGGAUCAUAUGGCGCAGUAUACAAAGGGAUUGAGAAAGCUUCAGGGACGGUCGUUGCGCUGAAGAUUAUUAAUCUUGAUACGGAGGAUGACGACGUCGGGGAUAUCCAGCGGGAAGUCAAUCUGCUCACACAAUUGCGGGGAGCGGAAAAGAACAAUAUUACGAAAUAUUAUGGAUGUUACUUGGAGGGACCACGCGUUUGGAUUGUGAUGGACUUUGCAAGCGGGGGGAGCGUUAGGACCUUGAUGAAAGCGACGCGAGGCAACAUCAUCGAAGAACGGUUUGCAGUCGUCAUUGUUCGCGAGAUGCUCAUCGCGCUAAAUUUUCUCCAUAAAUCCGCCGUCAUCCAUCGCGAUAUAAAAGGCUCUGUUCUAGCGGCGAACAUUCUCAUCACACAUACUGGGAGAGUUGUGUUAUGCGAUUUCGGUGUUUCUGCUCUCCUACAAACUGCGCAAUCCAAACGCACCACGUUCGUAGGGACACCUCACUGGAUGGCACCUGAAGUGAUUACCUCCGGGUCUCUUUACGAUUCGAAAGCAGAUGUGUGGAGUUUGGGUGUCACUAUAUAUGAAAUGGUCACUGGUUCGCCACCUCACGCAGAUCUUCUCAAUGUACGGGCUAUUGCCCUCAUUCCAAAAUCGAAGCCUCCGAGACUCCCCGAUAGCGAAGGGUCUAAGGAUAUGAGAGACUUCGUUAUGAACUGCCUUCGUGAACCUCCGGCAGAGCGACUAUCCGCCGAGGAACUUCAAAAAUCGAAUUGGAUCAAAUCGUCGAAAAAAGUCCAGGUCUCAUUUUUACGCGAGUUGUUGAAGAUUUAUGACGCCUGGGCAGCUCAGGGCGGAGUGCGCGCAAGCUUGGCUGAAACGAACGAAAUAGUGGUGCCAAUUGGGAGUUCGACACUUUCCGAGGACCAGCUCCACUAG